Molecule: messenger RNA, 861 nt
Organism: Penicillium macrosclerotiorum
Lineage: Eukaryota; Fungi; Ascomycota; Eurotiomycetes; Eurotiales; Aspergillaceae
Exons: 3
Coding region: 1-861 (286 amino acids)
Source: RefSeq, a predicted model, not a curated record
AUGGCUCCCGACCUCAUGGCCGCCCAUUCCACUCCCCGGCCCCGUGCGGCCACCACUGCUCUGUCUGCCAUGGCACCACCGAUCCAAGGCCCUUCUGGUCCGGUCUCGACAAGUCCCCUGUUGCACCAUGGAAGUCCGCCGUUGGGAAUGAGCGAACAUGGGAUUACCAGCACCGCACAGGGGCCACUGCGGCACCCCAAGCCCCUCACACCGUCUGAUCUUCAUUUGGUUCUGGAGAAAGAACAGGAAGCGAUGGUAAACCGAUUGACUCGGGAACUGUCUCUUCUUCGCCAGCAGACAGCCUCGGUGGCAUCCACCACCUCCUCGACCUCAACUCCCCAUGACCCUGCCGAUGGGGUGCAUGCCUCCCCAGCACUGAGCAGCUCGACCUACUCUCACUCCUCCCGACGACAGCGGUCUUCGUCCAGUCUCAGUUCGCAUACCGCAGCCCAAGGAUCGCAAGCUGCCAGCGUGACGGGGAUUGCCCCUUCGCGCGAUAGCAUUAUGCCCUCUCGGUCAACCGACUACUCCCAUUCGCAUUCUCACACGCGCUCAAACCGAAGCCGCGAACCUUCUCUGACAGCCCGUCGCCCCUCCGUCGGAUCCUUGUCUUCCUUCACUCAAUCAUCUCAUGCAGAGCCACUCCAUUAUGGAAACAGCCCUUCCAUCUACCCCCAUAGGAAUUCCGUUUCGCAGACCCACUUGGGGCUGUCGAGCAGUUCCAUCUCCCGAUACGAAGAGAUGGCCCUUCAUCGAUCGGAGUUUGAAACUAUGAAGCGGGAGAAUGACCAGCUACGGAAGCGGGUGCGGGAAUUGGAGAAUAUUUUGAAGAAAGAGAAGGAAGGGGGGCCGGAAUUUUGA